Callorhinus ursinus (northern fur seal) is the source of this 432-nucleotide messenger RNA. Lineage: Eukaryota; Metazoa; Chordata; Mammalia; Carnivora; Otariidae. The record is from RefSeq and is a predicted model, not a curated record.
CACUGGUAUUCCCGAACCCUCUGAGGAUUCUGUGGUUAUACUCAUUUCUCAUCCCACAGCAUGAGAUUCUCGGCUCUCCUCUUCCUGGCAGCUCUGCCUGGAGCCUUGGUCUAUGCUGCUGAACCAGAAGGGACUACAACUGCAGCAAAACCUGCUUCACCCCGAAAGCCGGCCCAGGACCCACAGAGUGCCACCCCAAGUACAGAAGAGCUAAACCCACUGAGACUCCUAGGUCGUGACCUGAGCCGAAGGCAGUUGCUUAACCAACAGAGCUACCCAGGUGUCCGUAGAAGACGUCUUUUUGAGGGUGGAGCUGAACGGGACAAAAAUCUGAAAAACUUGGUUGAAAAAUUCAAUGUAGCUGUAGUCUGAGAAGCUGAAAAGAAUGGGGUCCCUGGACUCAGAGCCUUAAACAUGCUUGCAGCCCAGCAU